Molecule: messenger RNA, 1220 nt
Organism: Populus nigra (black poplar)
Lineage: Eukaryota; Viridiplantae; Streptophyta; Magnoliopsida; Malpighiales; Salicaceae
Exons: 4
Coding region: 302-910 (202 amino acids)
Source: RefSeq, a predicted model, not a curated record
GGGGGGGGGACAGAGAGCGAAAGACAAGUAGAUACCGCAGGCAGGAAUAGAGAAUCCGAGACAACAACAAAGACGACUUGACUUCUCACCUUAUCAUAGAGAAAAUUCAUUCACUCGGGAGUCGGGAGGAGAGUAGAGGCGAGGAGCGAGGCAACUAAAGAUCUCUUAUUAUAAAUUUGCAUCGCUACCGUCUGAACAAUCAUCCUCAUCUUCAUCGCUAUCUGGUUUCUGUAAUUUUUUAAGAGACCCCCCCCCUCUCUCAUCAAUCCUUCUCUGACAAUUCAGGCACCCACACGAAACAAUGGCUGUUACAAUGAAGCAGAUGGCUCUCGCAGUCACGGCCCUUGGCCUCAUCUCUUUUGUUUUUGGCAUUGUCGCUGAAAAUAAGAAGCCUGCUGCUGGAACUCCAAUACCUGGAAAAGGUGUUGUAAUUUGCAAGUAUUCAUCCGAUCCCACAGUACCUUUGGGGUUCCUCUCAGUUGGAUUUCUGGUAGCAACUACAGUCGUUGGUUAUUUAUCUCUCUUCUAUCCUUAUAAAGGAAAAUCAGUCCCCAACUCUGCUUUGUUUCAGAGCGCCAGUUUCUCCAUCUUCUUCAACAUUGCUGUGUUUACGGCAGGAUUGGCAGCAGCAUUGAUAUUGUGGCCAACAAUUCAAGAGCACUCUCACUUGAGUCACACCGUUCAUCACGAUCCUGACCAUCAAUGCCCCACUGCCAAGACCGGUCUCCUUGGUGGCGGUGCUUUAGUUUCUCUCGAUUCAGCUCUUUUCUGGUUAGUCGCACUCAUGUUAGCAGACAAUGCUCGGGAGGACUACUUUGAUGAAACGGAAAAGGAUGUCAAGGGGGGACAUCAUGAUGAGGUGCUUGAGGGUGAUUUUGAUGCGCCUGCACAUCUCAAGGGCACUGCAUAAAGCCUGUUGUGUCGUUAAGAAUGACUUGGAACUCUCUCUGGGUUUUACACAUUUCCAUGUCACACAAAUAAUUCCCAGUUAGCACCUUGAAGAAGCUACACUGCAACAUUGAAUUCAUGAUUGUAAAUAUUGAAUAUUGUUUGGAUUUCAAUUCUAUAGGAAUCGUUUGGUGUACCCGGGGUUAUGCUCGCUGGAGACUCAUGUGUCUUAUGUUUAUGUGAGUGAAGAAGAGCAUAACUCUUUGGUAUGCUGAAUAAUUUCUCUGAAUCGAAUGCUUUUUCAAAUGGGAAGUUGCAGUUUAGACCGUGUA